AUGAGCGAAGUUACUUCUGAAACACAUUCCAGCGAUGAUGGGAAACCCAAAUCCUCGCUUCGGAAGUGUAUCUCGCUCCUUAAAGUGGCAAAGACAGACACGGAGCGUUUUGCCGCAUUGAUGUUGGUCACUCAGUUGGUCAGUUCGAACGAAGUUGAUGUCGCUGGUCGAAGGGAACUUUUUGACGCUAUCGGUUUCAAGUUUUUGAACAGAUUGUUGAGUACCCGAAAUGUACCCAACGGCUGUCCUCCAGAUGUGUAUCAAUCGCUCUCGUUGACUAUUCUGGCCUGCUUUGCAACUGAUGAAGAGCUCUGCUCUCACAGCGAGAUGAUAAAUAAAAUUCCAAUGCUCCUGACCACCAUCAAAGCAGCGGGACGAAACGAGUCUGCGAUCGCGGACGAUUGUUACCAAAUUCUCGCCUCCUUCGCUGGUUCUUCGACCGGAAUUAGACAUUUAGUUGAAAUGGGAGCAAUUUCGAAGCUUUGCGAAGUCCUUGAAGAAAAAUAUUCAAAGAAUGCUAUUGAAAUCUUGCUUCGAAUCCUCUACAAUGAGCCACGUGUGCUUUGGCGAGAACAAAGAGACGACCUUCUUGGCGUACUGAGUACAUUGAGCAGGCUGUUCAAAGAAACUCAAGACAGCAGUAAAUUUGAACUUUGUAACUUUUUGGUGCUUUUUCUUUCGGGUGCCGAGAAAUCUACGUUUGAUGGGCAAGAAGAUCAUCCGUGGUUGGCCAAUAUAAAUAAAGCAUUGAAAGAUAUUCUGCAAUCAAGAAUUUCGUCGUCACAGAGAGAUCCCUCUCUGAUUUUAAUAUCGAUAAUCAUCGAUCUGGUUGGAAUGGAUUGGAUGGUUACAUUUUCAGGACAAGAUUCUCAGGGACUCUUUAUUUUAAGCCUUACGAUUGCCAGUGUUGAAAUAAGAAUGAUUUUGGACGGUAAAACCUCGGAGGAAAUCGAACCCAGGGCCAUUGUCCUGACCAGCUGUUACAAUAUUCUCGAAAAAGCAAUUAACUUUGCUAUUGUUCAAACUCAUACAAAAUCUCAUUUGCCGUCCAUUGUUAGCGGCGGCCUGUCCAAAGUAUAUUCCCUGGCAACCGAGGCCAUGCACUCCAUUGGAUUAUACUUGGACCAGGUGGCACAACACGAUGUCAGAGGUCGCCGAACUGGACAAAACCGCGUGGUUGUGGCGUCAGUCCGCAUUCUUUGUGCGUGGAUGUCCGAAGAGACUUCAGCUCUGCAAGAAGAUGUCGGCAAGUUACUUCCAUUUCUGUUGAAGAUCGGAGAGGAAUCGCUUACAACAGGUUAUGAUGAAUAUUUUUCUUUCUUUGCAGAAUUUAAGCUUUGGUUUCAAGAUGAAAGAAAGGAUGCUACGAUUUCAAGUGAAAAAGACAUAAGUGCAAGUCUACCAGAUCUGGAGAAUUUGAUAGGGCAUCAUUCAGAAACUAGAUAUGAUAUCAUGCGUUUCAUGUUACCACCCCUGUGUCACCUGUCUGCUGAUGAUAAAAUGCGCAAGAUCUUCGUUGAAAACAAUGGUCUUGAACUUUUAUCAAAGUACUUUUUUCAUCAUUGGAACAGUUGGUAUGGACAAACAAAUGGUGUCACAGAUGACAAUGAGUCAGAGACGUGUCUUAUUACCAUGCUCGGUAUUUUCUUGAAUAUCCUUGUGACAGAACCAGAACUUUCAACAAAAGCUGAAGCACUUAAGGAGAUUGGCAAACAUGCCCUUUUGUCUUCUUCACAGCUACUCUUCAGAGAUAGAAAUAUCACUAUUUUAGUGAAUCUUGUAGUCCUUGGUCUUUUGUUUGUGAAAUGCCACAAAGACAGAGGAAAAACAGUAUCGUUUGAUCAAUUAGAGGUAUCUGUUUUCCUUAAAAACUCCAUUCAGAUCUUGAAAGAAGCAAGAUACCCUACUACUGGCAAAACACAAGGAGACCCAGGUGAUAGGAAGACUGAGUUAGCCACCCAUUGCAGAGAUUUCUGGGAUGACAUAUCAGAACUUUGGUUUCUAGGCAUACAGGUGCUGUUAUCCUUGGCAGGUUCCAUGUCUGUUGCCAAAGAGCUUCUUGAAGAGAGUGGAUGUUAUGAAGAAUUUGUAAACAUUGUGAAUCAAACCAACAAAGAAGAGGAAAAUCCUGGAGAUAAAAACUGA
Messenger RNA from Pocillopora verrucosa, 2145 nucleotides. The record is from RefSeq and is a predicted model, not a curated record. NCBI's taxonomy places the organism in Eukaryota, Metazoa, Cnidaria, Anthozoa, Scleractinia, Pocilloporidae.